AUGCUGAUGCAGUUUGGCAGUCUUCUACGCAACAUCGCUGAAAAGUCUCGAAUCACUUUAGUUACCGGUAACCAAAGUGCCGACAUGGACUCUGUGGUUUCUGCAAUUGCGUACUCGACGCUUUCAUCCAAGUCUCUUGUUCUGCCCUUGAUCAAUAUUCCUAGACAAGACUUUGAUCUCAGAAGGGACAUCGUGCACGUUAUGAAACAAUCAGACAUCAACGUGAAAGACCUGAUUUUUCUGGACGAUAUAGAGACUUGCUGGGACAAGCUGGCGAAAGCAAAAGUCGAUUUGAUACUGGUGGAUCAUAAUAAACCUCAAGGCGAUGUUGUCAAGAAUCUCAUGGAGAAACUUGGAGCAAAGGUCGUGGGAAUAAUCGACCACCACGAAGACGAAAAACUCUUCACUGAUGCCAGCCCCAGAAUCAUACAAAAAUCGGGCUCCUGUAUUUCCCUCGUGCUCAAUCACUUCAAGGAGCAGGUUGGUCAAAUCGAUCCCAAACUUGUUAGGCUGUUUCUCAGUCCACUGGUGAUCGAUACCUCGGGACUGAAGCAUAGGGUGGAGCAGGUUGACAAGGAUGCUCUUGAGCUGCUGCUCCCAAAGUUGCAGGCAGACCAGGCCUUCCUACAAGCCUGGACCGAUGAACUGAACACUGCCAAACAGAACGUGGAAGGACUGUCACUUCGAGACUUGCUGCGCAAGGACUACAAAGAGUAUCGAACCAAAGCAGGUCGCACCACUAGUGGAUAA
This is a messenger RNA of Ogataea angusta, 750 nucleotides long. RefSeq lists its product as uncharacterized. The transcript is spliced from 2 exons. Gene Ontology annotation, molecular function: exopolyphosphatase activity. Lineage: Eukaryota; Fungi; Ascomycota; Pichiomycetes; Pichiales; Pichiaceae. The record is from RefSeq and is a predicted model, not a curated record. The coding region runs from base 1 to 750 and encodes 249 amino acids. Gene Ontology annotation, cellular component: cytoplasm.